CGCUUGUGUGGCUCCUCAGUUUAGCUCUCGAGAACUGCUCGUUCACUCCAGACGCUGACAUUGACCUACCCAUCUGAAGAUGCUCACGGCUCGGGAAUUUUAUGGCUUACAGAAAAUGCAAAAGCAGGCUUGGGCAACCUGGCAGUAUCCCAGCCCUCGUGCUUCCCUCGGGUGGCAUGGCAGCUAGGCACCGGGAGCGUGCUACAGCUGAACGCUCUUGGCCUAUCACUUUGUCCUUACAUUCACUAAACUCAUCGCAAACAAAACUUCUUUGCUUUCAGACGCUUGGCAAACUAGCGAACAAUCCCCGGGCUACUGCUUUACUGAACAAAGUUACCGAGACGCUGAACAAAACGGCACAAAAACACACAAAUGAGGCAGUCGAGAGCAUAUUACAUCCACAACUGAAUGAUAAGCAUCAAACAGCCCCGAGUAGUAAGAAGGCUAAGAAGAAGAAGAAAAAGAAACCGACAAAGCCUGACACUAUUGAUCCUCAUCAACAGAUCAGCGCCGCUUCAUCGACAACUUAUACCCUCUCUGAUAAAAAACUCGUCCAGACGCCGGAUGCCUCCCGUGAAACGGACCAGCUGAGUAAGAAUCAACGCAAACGAUUACGCAAAAAGUUGAAGAAGCAAGGCCCCGAACUAACGACGCGACAGACAACGAGUGAUUCAAAUGUACCCAUACAGCCUCCCGCUACUGGUCUGAAACGACAGCUUCCUCUUCCCGUUUCCCCCUCAGAGGAGCCUUUGGCCCAUUCCAAGAAGAGACUCCGUACUUCUCCUGACCCUCAGAUCGAUCCGGUAAAACGGACUUUGGAACCUCUGCACCAGAAAUGCAAGUCCUUAGAUACCUCCGAGUCUAUUGAUGCCAAAAUGGAGAACCAAUUUAUUCCGGUUGACCCAGUGGCUUUAGGACGCAAGGAGUUGGAGGCACUCUUAACGCCUAUUUCAAUCAGCGAUUUUUUUGCGAAAUACUUUGAGAAGCAACCCCUGCUCAUUCAGCGCAAGAGUUCAUUUAAAAACCAGUGGCUAACAACUUAUGAGAUCGACACCCUCCUGCGACAGGAACGCGUGAUGUUCACCGAACACUUGGAUUUGGCCGCUUACGAAGAUGGACGGCGCUACACGCUGAAUCCACCAGGACAGGCCUUUCCUUCAGUCGUUUGGGAUCAUUAUAAUACCGGUUGCUCCGUUCGCCUAUUGUGUCCUCAGGUGUUCUUUAGCAACAUCCGUGAACAUUUGAGUUUGCUGCAAGAAUACUUUGGUUGUUUUGUCGGUGCCAACGUCUACCUCACACCGCCGGGUAGUCAGGGUUUCGCCCCACAUUAUGAUGAUAUCGAAGCGUUCGUCUUACAGCUGGAGGGGACUAAACGUUGGCGUAUCUAUGCUCCACGAAAUGAGUCCGAAAAACUAGCAUGUGACCCAAGCCCCAACUUUACUCAAGAGGAGAUCGGUGAGCCGAUCCUUACAGCCACGUUGAAGCCGGGGGAUGUGCUCUACUUCCCACGUGGUUACAUCCAUCAAGCUGAAACUUCCGAGGAUACGCACUCGCUUCAUCUCACCAUAAGCGCCUAUCAGAAACACAGCUGGGGUGACUUCCUCUCAAAACUCCUCCCUAUCGCGUUGCAGUCAGCAAUAGAGACCAGCGUGGAAUUUCGGAAAGGUUUACCUGUCGGUUUCCUGCGUCAUGUGGGUGGAUUCUCCCAAUCCAUGUCCAAUAAAGAGAAGGAUAAGUCGGGUGAGUCUACAAAGGUUGUGGCCCAUGUUCGCGCAGAAGUUGUGGCCCGCUUGCGGAUGUUAGCUGACCAACUGGAGCGACAGGCUAACACGGGUCAACAGGAGUCCUCCUCAGCUCCAUGCCAGUCUUUGACUGCUCCGGAUCCGUUACUCACGGCUGCGGACCUGUUUGCUACCGAUCUGAUUGCACAGUCUCUGCCACCGCAACUCAAAGAUGAAGAGUUGAUGUGCCACGUGAAAAGUCAAGGCGAACGUUGGUGCAUGUUCACCACAGCUGAAGGGGAAAGUGGCGGCUCUAAGAAGCCAGGUGUGGUAGAUCUGGUCGAACUGGAACCGGAUACCAAAAUUCGUUUGGUUCGCUGGAGCGCCGUUCGGGCCGUACGUACACGUGUUGCUUCAGCCACCGGCGCUCCAGCGUCCGGUCAGGAUGAAUCUACCGAUGAUGAAGGUUCCGGAAGUGAGUCCGAAGAAGACCCCAAGGAUCUGAUUGCUGUCUACCAUUCACUGAGCAAUACCAAUGUGUACAAAGAACGUCCGUUAGAUGAGAUGGCCCUCCAUAGAAAGCUUCUUCCCGCUUUGGACUAUUUGGCCAGACAGUACCCAUCAUUCGUUAAGGUCGAUAACCUCCCCUUGGCGACCCUGGAUGACCGAAUGAAUGCAGCUAUUGGCUUGUACGAGGCUGGAUUGCUAAUCACCAAAGAACCACUUUCGCCAAUGGACGAUGCGGUCAGUUCGAGUGAGGAUGAGGAAGAGAGUGAGGGUAGUUCUGAUAACGUGACUCACUCGUUUGAAGAAGACGAGGACACAAUUGAGGAUGAUCCGACGGAUUCGGAUGACCUGGAUCCAGAUGAAUUGGUCGACGAAGAAAGUGAUGAUGAAGACGACGACGAAGAAGAAGACAGCGUGGACGACCUGAGGUUCGAUGAGUCCUAUUCCUCUGAUGAACCAUCUUCCCCUCAGCCUGUGAACUUCAAGCAGAAACAGAAUUCCAUGGCUGCACUGCCAGCUCCGACUAAACAGAGAUCUAAAAACAAGAAACAAACGUCUAAGUGAUGCCCCUUUCCCUCAUUUUCUACCGCUGCAUUUGUACUCUGGCUUGUAUGAUAUGCCAA
This is a messenger RNA of Opisthorchis viverrini, 2851 nucleotides long. RefSeq lists its product as hypothetical. The record is from RefSeq and is a predicted model, not a curated record. Bases 102 to 2792 code for a protein of 896 amino acids. The transcript has 13 exons. NCBI's taxonomy places the organism in Eukaryota, Metazoa, Platyhelminthes, Trematoda, Opisthorchiida, Opisthorchiidae. Gene Ontology annotation, cellular component: nucleolus. Gene Ontology annotation, molecular function: histone H3K36 demethylase activity; histone H3K4 demethylase activity.